AUGGAUCUUCUUCUGCACUGGGGUUAUCCAUUGUUGUCGGACGAGUACCGGCAGUUCCCACCGCUACUGUCGGCAGCGAUACUGGUCGUGCUACUGGCCGGCCUGACACGCGCUCUGCACCUUGAUGGUUUCAUGGACUGCUGUGAUGCAUUGCUGGGAGGAUUCGACCGGGAGAGGCGCCUGGAAAUUCUGCGAGACUCCCACGUGGGGGCUUUCGCUGUCGUGGGAGCGAUCAGCCUUCUGCUGGUCAAGGUUGCUGCUAUCAUGGCUCUUCCGGUGGGAGGGCGGUUCUGGAUAUUGCUGUUGUUCCCAUGCCUGUCGCGGUGGUCGAUGCUGGUCGUCCUGGAAUUUUUCCCCUACGCCAGGCGGCAGGGAAUAGGAGUGCCGUUCCAGCCGGAGAGACGGAGAUGGCAACUGCUGUUUGGAUUGGCAGUUACAGUGAUUGCCACGGUUGCCCUGGCGGGACCGUUCGGGUUGGUAUUGUGGCUGCUGGCCACGACCGUUGCGCUGGCAUUCAGUGGCUGGGCGUCACGGCUCCUUGGUGGAGUGACUGGAGACGUCUACGGAGCUGUAAACGAGUUAGCCGAGGCAUCGGUGCUGAUGCUGGCUGCGAUACUGGCUUAUGCCGUCUCUGAAACUUUGCUUGAGCCAAUCCAUCGGUUCGGUUGGUGA
Messenger RNA from Geodia barretti, 672 nucleotides. Lineage: Eukaryota; Metazoa; Porifera; Demospongiae; Tetractinellida; Geodiidae. The record is from the annotation of a GenBank genome assembly.